AUGUUCGGCAGGAGAAGACGUACGCCCUUGCUCACCGCUGCCGUCAUCGCCGGGACUGCCACGGCCGCCUCAAGACAUGGAGCGAGAAAGCAGUCCGACAUGGAGGCGCAAAGACAGUUCCAGAUGGAGCAAGAGGCCGAAUUUCGAAGAAAUCAACAAGACAGGGAGCGAAUGCGCAACCAGCAAGCCAUCGACGCGGCUGUCAACGAAGCCCUGGCCAAGCAGCAGACCAACCAGGGAAUGCAGCAGGCUCCAGCUCCUAUUGUUAUGCAGCCGGCGGUUGGUCCUCCUCCGUUUUACGCGUCCCGCGAUGAGUACAUGGCAUCUGGACCCGGGCCGUAUCUCGAACCUGGAGCCGUCCCUCCACGGCCACGAAGCACUUCAGCUGUUGACUCUGGCAUAUGCUUCUGUCGUGGCUGUGGAAGCAAAUGCGGCAUGCAGGAUAGGUUUUGUAGCAGGUGUGGUGGAUCACUAGCUGGCAUCGCGCAUGAUAAUUCUGAGAAGCAGGCAAUGUAG
This is a messenger RNA of Metarhizium brunneum ARSEF 3297, 516 nucleotides long. RefSeq lists its product as uncharacterized. NCBI's taxonomy places the organism in Eukaryota, Fungi, Ascomycota, Sordariomycetes, Hypocreales, Clavicipitaceae. The record is from RefSeq and is a predicted model, not a curated record.